AUGUGGCUGCUCUGCCUGAUCGGGGCUGCCUCUGUGGGAUGGGACUCUGUGGGAUGGGACUCUGUGGGAUGGGACUCUGUGGGAUGGGACUCUGAGGGAUGGGACUCUGAGGGAUGGGACUCUGAGAUAGAGAAGACCCUGGAGCCCCUGGCUGGUGGCUGCUAUCAGUUGCCAUGCUGCCCAGCCCCGGGAUCUGGGAAGGUGGGGUCAAUUCCUAGGGAGUAUGGCAGUCUGGCUAGGGCCCUCCCCUCAACCAGCCCUCCAGGCCCAGGCCCCAGGGCCCUCUCCUCAACCAGCCCUCCAGACCCCAGGGCCCUCUCCUCAACCAGCCCUCCAGGCCCAGACCCCAGGGCCCUCUCCUCAACCAGCCCUCCAGGCCCAGACCCCAAGGCCCUCUCCUCAACCAGCCCCCCAGGGCCCAGGGCCCAAGGCCCUCUCCUCAACAAGCCCUCCAGGGCCCAGGGCCCUCUCCUCAACCAGCCCUCCAGGGCCCAGGGCCCUCUCCUCAACCAGCCCUCCAGGCCCAGGGCCCAGGGCCCUCUCCUCAACCAGCCCUCCAGGGCCCAGGGCCCUCUCCUCAACCAGCCCUCCAGGGCCCAGGGCCCUCUCCUCAACCAGCCCUCCAGGCCCAGGCCCCAGGGCCCUCCCCUCAACCAGCCCUCCAGGGCCCAGGGCCCUCCCCUCAACCAGCCCUCCAGGGCCCAGGGCCCUCUCCUCAACCAGCCCUCCAGGGCCCAGGGCCCUCUCCUCAACCAGCCCUCCAGGGCCCAGGGCCCUCUCCUCAACCAGCCCUCCAGGGCCCAGGGCCCUCCCCUCAACCAGCCCUCCAGGCCCAGGCCCCAGGGCCCUCCCCUCAACCAGCCCUCCAGGGCCCAGGGCCCAGGGCCCUCUCCUCAACCAGCCCUCCAGGCCCCAGGGCCCUCUCCUCAACCAGCCCUCCAGGGCCCAGGGCCCCUCUCCUCAACCAGCCCUCCAGGGCCCAGGGCCCCUCCCUCAACCAGCCCUCCAGGCCCAGGCCCCAGGGCCCUCCCCUCAACCAGCCCUCCAGGGCCCAGGGCCCAGGGCCCUCCCCUCAACCAGCCCUCCAGGCCCAGGCCCCAGGGCCCUCUCCUCAACCAGCCCUCCAGGGCCCAGGGCCCUCCCUCAACCAGCCCUCCAGGGCCCAGGGCCCUUCCCCUCAACCAGCCCUCCAGGCCCAGGCCCCAGGGCCCUCUCCUCAACCAGCCCUCCAGGGCCCAGGGCCCCUCCCUCAACCAGCCCUCCAGGCCCAGAACCCAGGGCCCUCACCUCAACCAGCCCUCCAGGCCCCAGGGCCCUCCCCUCAACCAGCCCUCCAGGCCCAGAACCCAGGGCCCUCUCCUCAACCAGCCCUCCAGGCCCAGACCCCAAGGCCCUCUCCUCAACCAGCCCUCCAGGCCCAGACCCCAGGGCCCUCCCCUCAACCAGCCCUCCAGGCCCAGACCCCAGGGCCCUCUCCUCAACCAGCCCUCCAGGUCCCAGGGCCCUCUCCUCAACCAGCCCUCCAGGUCCCAGGGCCCUCUCCUCAACCAGCCCUCCAGGGCCCAGGGCCCAGGGCCCUCCCCUCAACCAGCCCUCCAGGCCCAGGCCCCAGGGCCCUCCCUCAACCAGCCCUCCAGGGCCCUCUCCUCAACCAGCCCUCCAGGGCCCUCUCCUCAACCAGCCCUCCAGGCCCAGGCCCCAGGGCCCUACCCUCAACCAGCCCUCCAGGGCCCUCUCCUCAACCAGCCCUCCAGGGCCCUCUCCUCAACCAGCCCUCCAGGCCCAGGCCCCAGGGCCCUCCCCUCAACCAGCCCUCCAGGGCCCUCUCCUCAACCAGCCCUCCAGGGCCCUCUCCUCAACCAGCCCUCCAGGGCCCUCUCCUCAACCAGCCCUCCAGGCCCAGGCCCCAGGGCCCUCUCCUCAACCAGCCCUCCAGGGCCCUCUCCUCAACCAGCCCUCCAGGGCCCUCUCCUCAACCAGCCCUCCAGGGCCCUCUCCUCAACCAGCCCUCCAGGCCCAGGCCCCAGGGCCCUCUCCUCAACCAGCCCUCCAGGGCCCUCUCCUCAACCAGCCCUCCAGGGCCUUCUCCUCAUCCAGCCCUCCAGGGCCCUCUCCUCAACCAGCCCUCCAGGGCCCUCUCCUCAACCAGCCCUCCAGGGCCCUCUCCUCAACCAGCCCUCCAGGGCCCUCUCCUCAUCCAGCCCUCCAGGGCCCUCUCCUCAACCAGCCCUCCAGGGCCUUCUCCUCAUCCAGCCCUCCAGGGCCCUCUCCUCAACCAGCCCUCCAGGGCCCUCUCCUCAACCAGCCCUCCAGGGCCUUCUCCUCAACCAGCCCUCCAGGGCCCUCUCCUCAACCAGCCCUCCAGGGCCUUCUCCUCAACCAGCCCUCCAGGGCCCUCUCCUCAAACAGCCUCUCCGGACCACAGUUCUGGGAACUAAACCUGACGUUGCUAUUUUUACCCCAGAGAGAGGCGGGCAGCUCCUGUUCCUGCUUCCCAGCGGGAGGUCCCUCCCUCCCUCCCUCCCUCCCCCCUUCAUCCCCUUCACUCCCAGCCUCCUGUUCCCCUCUCUCCAGCCUCCUGCUUCCCACUCCCAGCCUCCUGCUUUCCACUCCCAGCCUCCUGCUUCCCACUCCCAGCCUCCUGCUUCCCACUCCCAGCCUCCUGCUUCCCACUCCCAGCCUCCUGCUUCCCACUCCCAGCCUCCUGCUUCCCACUCCCAGCGUCCUGCUUCCCACUCCCAGCCUCCUGUUCCCCUCUCUCCAGCCUCCUGCUUCCCACUCCCAGCCUCCUGUUCCCCUCUCUCCAGCCUCCUGCUUCCCACUCCCAGCCUCCUGUUCCCCUCUCUCCAGCCUCCUGCUUCCCACUCCCAGCCUCCUGUUCCCCUCUCUCCAGCCUCCUGCUUCCCACUCCCAGCCUCCUGUUCCCCUCUCUCCAGCCUCCUGCUUCCCACUCCCAGCCUCCUGUUCCCCUCUCUCCAGCCUCCUGCUUCCCACUCCCAGCCUCCUGUUCCCCUCUCUCCAGCCUCCUGCUUCCCACUCCCAGCCUCCUGUUCCCCUCUCUCCAGCUUCCUGCUUCCCACUCCCAGCCUCCUGUUCCCCUCUCUCUAG
This is a messenger RNA of Coregonus clupeaformis (lake whitefish), 3108 nucleotides long. Its product is annotated as basic proline-rich protein-like. Bases 1 to 3108 code for a protein of 1035 amino acids. The transcript is spliced from 3 exons. The record is from RefSeq and is a predicted model, not a curated record. Lineage: Eukaryota; Metazoa; Chordata; Actinopteri; Salmoniformes; Salmonidae.